AUGACCGAUCAAAAAUCAUUUCGCGAUCAUGUUGGAGAUCCCGAGACCAAGAAGGGGGUCGCUGAUGAAGAGGUUGCUUUGGACGAGGAGACAUUGAAGCUCGACCGACAGACUCUUCUCAGGUUGGACCUUUUGCUUAUGCCCAUGACCCUGAUGCUAUACCUGCUGGCGUGGUUAGAUCGUGCAAAUGUGGGCAACGCACGAGUGUCCCAAGUGCACAACUACUCCGAAUUCCUCGCAUGUCGGUUCUUCCUGGGCUUGCUAGAAGGAGGUCUCUUUCCCGGCAUUGUCCUGUUAUUGUCCAACUUCUACCGCCGUCACGAACUCCAGGUUCGCAUCGCCCUCUUCUUCUCCGCCGCUUCCCUGAGCGGUGCCUUCUCGGGCCUCCUAGCCGCAGCUAUCCAGCAGAUGAGCGGUAUCCGCGGUAUGAAGGGCUGGCAGUGGAUCUUCCUCCUUGAGGGUUUAUUCACCGUCUGCUUUGGUGUUUUCUCCUUCUUCGUGCUUCCCAACAGCCCAGAGAAAGUCAUCACUUUUCGCCCUGAGCACUCGCGGCGCUGCAUCGCCCGGCUGCAGCAAGACAGCAACAACUUCGAAACGGAAUCCAACGUCACAUUCAAGGGAGUCGUCUGCGUCCUGAAGGAUCUCCACGUGUGGAUAUGUCUCAUCCUCUUCUGCAACGGGGCAUGCCUCUUUGGACUCGCAUAUUUCUCCCCAUCCAUCGUCCAGGCACUUGGAUACAGCCCGACAAAAACGCAGCUGAUGACCGUCCCUCCUUAUGCCUCCGGGUUCAUCGUGACGAUGCUGACAGCGUACCUUUCCGAUCGCCGACAGCAGCGCGGUGCCGGGGCCUUCGUCACCAGUGGCAUCGCGCUGAUUGGCGCCGCGCUGGCCAUAAAUGGCCGUAGCGUGGGCAUCCGCUACGCUGCCCUCAUGCUUCUCGUGACGGGUGUGUAUGCCUGCGCGCCUUGCCUGAUUAGCUGGGUGCCGAACAACACGGCUGGCCACCUGCGGCGCGCGACGGCCGUGGCGAUGGCGUUUAUUGCGACGAAUAUGGGCGGCAUCAUGAACACGUGGAUCUAUCCCAAGGAGUCGGCGCCGUACUUUAACCUGGGGAUCCGGUUUAAUCUAGCGUUGCUGGUGAUUGCUAUGGUGCUUGUUUCGGUGCAGGUGCUGUUAUUGCGGUUUUUGAAUCGGGGGAAGGAGAGAGAUCCAUUGGGAUUGCUGCUUGGGCUUGAGGAUCUGCCAUAUGAGGAGCAGUUUGCCAAGCUAGGGGAUAUACACCCGAGAUAUAGGUAUACUUAUUAA
Messenger RNA from Aspergillus viridinutans, 1305 nucleotides. Its product is annotated as putative MFS transporter. Gene Ontology annotation, molecular function: transmembrane transporter activity. Lineage: Eukaryota; Fungi; Ascomycota; Eurotiomycetes; Eurotiales; Aspergillaceae. Gene Ontology annotation, cellular component: membrane. The transcript has 2 exons. Gene Ontology annotation, biological process: transmembrane transport. The coding region runs from base 1 to 1305 and encodes 434 amino acids. The record is from RefSeq and is a predicted model, not a curated record.